Coccidioides immitis RS is the source of this 501-nucleotide messenger RNA. RefSeq lists its product as uncharacterized. NCBI's taxonomy places the organism in Eukaryota, Fungi, Ascomycota, Eurotiomycetes, Onygenales, Onygenaceae. The transcript has 3 exons. Bases 1 to 501 code for a protein of 166 amino acids. The record is from RefSeq and is a predicted model, not a curated record.
AUGGAUUCCUCGUCACGGUCGGGAUCAAUGGUAGCUUUGAGUGCCACAAAGAACCUUCAUCAUUUGACCUGCUAUUUUAAGAUUCAUGUACAUACAGAAAGAAGUCUCACUUGGGGUGUUGCACCGCUCUAUUCGAGAUGUGUGUUUACUCCGUACCAACACCCGAAAAGCAUUCCCGGUGGGGACGUAUUUUCUGGGACAUGCGGUCCCAAUGGACUCGUCAAUUCAACAGGCACUCUUGGGAAGAUCUGGAAGGUAUCGAUCGAGGGUUGUGCAGGGCGGGAAAAUGUCCCGUCGAGGCAUUGCAAGAGUAGCUUGGUUCUACCUGAAGAGGUACUCAUACUCCGAAGUGCUUCUAUCGUCGGAAUAACUCCAUUUUCCAAAGAAGCGUUUGCAAAAUCAAGUGUUACGUGGCACCACUCUUGGUGUACAUACGUAUGCGACUCCGUACAAGCAACUCUCACCCUUUUGAUCUGGGCUCUUCGCACUCUACAGGCUUGA